Messenger RNA from Homarus americanus (American lobster), 3119 nucleotides. RefSeq lists its product as uncharacterized. The record is from RefSeq and is a predicted model, not a curated record. The coding region runs from base 246 to 1847 and encodes 533 amino acids. The transcript is spliced from 4 exons. Lineage: Eukaryota; Metazoa; Arthropoda; Malacostraca; Decapoda; Nephropidae.
UCUUCACCUGAGUUGUCCGUACACGCGGGUGCACUUGUGCUCGGCUUUGUUGUGAUAGUUGAGUGUUAAAAGGUGUUGCAAAGUUUGUUGAUGUGUUACAGUGCCAACAGUAGUGAUUCUCCUAUUUAAUUUAGCAACAGUUGGUAUACUAAUAAAAAAAUGCUUAAAUCUUGUUAGUGACCUAAGACACGUGUUAACAAGGAUAAAACACACAGUUGCACGUGUAGCGCUGUCCCCUUGUCACCAUGACUGUGGUGGCCCCAGCGCCGCGUCCCAACUCCUUGUUGCCCCGGGCCCCGGCACCAUGGCGACCCACGGCUGCGGCAGCGCUGGGGCUGCCUGCGGCCGUUCAGAGCCUCCUGCAGCAGCUAGGGGGAACAUUCCACACUUACCAUCCAUUCCGGCGCGCCAGGACUGAGAAUGACGUGGACACCAACAUUCCUCGUAGCCCCGCUCCACUGCUACUUCUUAGUCGCAACGCCCUGGUGGCGUCCUUUGGCCUGCGGAAAUUGCGGCGUCUCUUACUGUGGGCGGGAGCACCUCGGGCGGUGUCUCGGCUGGUGUCGACGGUGGGUGCAGGGGAGUGCGAGGCCCUGGGAGCGGCGCCCCUCACCGAUGUCUUCGCUCAACCUUUCUUCCACCGCGCCGUGACAUGGCGGGUCACCUGUUGCUUGGACCGUCAGCCGUAUCUCACCACCUACGCCGCCACUUCCGCCAUCCACGGCUACUGUGUCCCCUGGGGCGGGUGGCACUGGCUGGGAUGGUCGGCAGACGCGUGGUUCUGGGUGGACCAUCCUUACAUCAUGAGCGUGUGGGGCGUCGUCUACGAUGAUGUCACCAGCAACGCCUUCUACCUGCUCGACACACCCAUCGCCACCCUCGACCAGAUCCAGACGCGAUUGACGGCGUGUGGAUGCUCAGUGCCGGAGGAGCUGGUGUGGACGGUGGUGUACCAGGUGGGGUCAGCGCUUCUUCACAUGCUGCAGAGUGGCCUACCCUACACACCCCUCGCACUCGACAACAUCUUCCUCUUGAGAGACAGGCUCGCCCUCGAGAACAUGCUCUCCAGGAAGCACAGAAUGACGGGGUGCGGGUGCGAGGCUUGGCGUGGGUCUGCAGGGCACCAGCGGGCCACAGCUUCCGGGCCCUCGGAAAGAUGCUUCGUGCACCACGUCGGUCAAAUCAUCUUCGCUCUGAUCACCUGUCACCUCCGCUCCCAGCCCGAGGGUAGCGUACCACCCUGUAGUCCAGUCAACACUCUUCGAUCUCUUAAGCAUCUCUACUCCCCAACACUGUUGCGACUCUUAUCCCGCACUCUGGCAGGGGGCGUGAGUGUGGCGUGGGGUGUGAUGGGCGGUGGGGGUGAGGGACGGGUAGCAGUGCGAGCCUUCCAGUGGGAGACACAGUGGGAGCAGCUAGAUCCUUGUCCGGAAGCUGAAUGGCCUCUGUCUGGCGCGGAGGCUCUCUUUACGGACCUUCCUAGUGUGCCGCAGCCUAGUGAACGUCCUAUUAAUAAAUAUACGUCAAACAUCACCGUCAGUCGCUGCUACUCAACUACAGCAACUGCAACUGUCAUCCACGAAGGAAAUUCAGAAAGGGAUAUCAAACCGUCUCCAGAGAGUCAAGGUCCCAAAGACCACAUUGUGAAGAACAGUGAUGCCGGAAUAAUGGCUGGCUUCCUACACGACAGCGCGCCCGUACAGCUGGUGCAGGUGGUGGUGAUGGCUGCCGAGCGGAUCAUGGCUUUGCGGCCUGGCAGUACUCUAGUAGAGGCUAUCUACUCCUCCCCGCACCGUCUUAUACAACAUGUCAUGACGGCUCAGAAGAAACACCUAAAAACUAAGUGAUUAACUUUUUAACAGACCACAACAUUAGAUAUUAAGUGUUCAUCAGUCAUUUUGAAAGGUCAUCACUUACCUUGAGUGCUCACCAGUCAUAACAGACCAAAUGAUAAGUGGUUGUUUAGUUUUUAAGUGAACAGGAAUAUCAGUGUAACAGCAGUACCAGCUUACUGAGGGACGUGUUGUCGGGUGUGAGUAUCGUCAGUGCCAUAUGUUUAAAAUAGUAACUUAUACAAAGUUCUCUGAUGCUAUCAUGCUGCAGGGUUAGGCUAGGAAGAGUAUUAUGACCGUAUGACAACUCGGAAGUCUUUCAGUACAAAUAAAAUAUGUAUGGCAAACUACUGUAUUCUGAAUUUAACUUCCAAAAAAAACAAUAUGUAUUUAAUAUAAAAAGAAAAAAAAUAGUUGUCCUCUAACAGUGAAAGCCUCUGUUAUUAUGGGUUAAUAAUGAGUUAGUCAUAUCAGAUACACUGGCAAGUAUUACCAGGGUGUAUGGAUUUUCAUUCUUAAAACCUGGUUAUGUACAAUAUGUCCAAAAUCUUGUUACCAAUCCUAGCCAUCAACACAAUCACCAGGAUGUAAGUAAAAUAAUUACCUAUGGAUGUUCCUUUUACUCUUUACUCUAGGUUUAAGGUCUGGUCAGGGCCAACUCAUGAAGAUGUCAUUAGAGGUUUUAUUAAUAUAAUUCAGAAGUAGAAAACGGCAGAUCGCAGGAAGACAAAUAUGCCGCCUGGUUACCCUAAUUUAAGUAGGGCAGUGGACCUCGAAGUCACUUUGAUAUGAGAAGUCACACCACCUGUGAUCUGCAUUUAUUAUGUUUGGUGAGUGACUUGUUUGACUCCUAAUCAUGACAGAAAUAAAUAUUUUGUACCUUCAAAUGUAUUCAUUACGGUUUUCUACUUAACAAAACUCAUAAUGGUUUAAUAAUGGUGCUUUGAGUAACAUUCAUGAAAAAGAAAAAAUACCUUUCUGAUAUUGCCAUAGAAAUGUCGAGUUGAUCAUGACAGAAUUCUGUGAUGUAAGUUUAAUGGCUUGACUGUAAUAAUAUAUACCACAGAGUGAUAGGUAUUUUGUUUACUAUUUCUACACUAAAGAACCCUUGUGUUCCCUCGUAUAUCUAGAGGUUUAUAUAAUUAAGAUAUAUUAGUCAUGAUAGAUGUAUAUUUGCUAUCGCCAGAAAAAUAAAAAGUUAUAUUUAUAAAUCUGGGAUAUAUAUUUUAUGUUAACUCUAGUUAUGCUUCAUAGGUGUAUAAAUUUAAAGAAAUUUUAUUGGAUUAU